AUGAGUGGCUUUGGGAAGCGCGGAAAUGAUGGUCACGAAAACUACAUUAUGAACCAACAAAUUGCGUUGCCUGUGCCGUACAACCAGGCUGAUGGCCAUGAGUUCAGUGUAAAUGAGCCUGGGACCUACCAUUUCCAGCAGCCUUUCCAUUCAUAUACCCAUCAUUUCACGUCUCCGUAUAACCACCCGAUCAUCUCAUCUCAUAUGCAUCACCUGUCUUCGCAUCAUUCGCCUGGGCAUUCAAUGCCGUCAACACCUGAGCAUGCAGCCCUGCAGCACCAACCCGUGCAGUAUUUGCCCCAAGACCGCUUUAUCCCAUCAAGAUACCUACCCCUUCGUGAAGCACUUGGGGAAACCGACAUUGAAAGCCAGGAUUCUCGAAACGAGAACACUAUGCUGUCGGAGCCGGUCAUCCCACAGCUAGAUGGGUUCCCCAAUGUUAGGGAAUUUGAUCAAUUGAUGAAAAGUUAUGUCGAUGAUCUGUCGGUAAAGAAACAGGACAAGGCGUUGAUUCACGCGAAACGUGCCCGGAACAUACGGACGGUUCUUCUGGACCCAAAAGAUACGGCCAUAGAAUCGGCUCAAUUCAGCAGUGCCAGCACGGUGGAAGAGAUAAAACGUCGGCCCAAGUCCGACAGAUCUAUUCGUGGGUCCCAAAAGAGCUCAUCUCACGCUUCGUCAAGAUAUGCCCAACUUGCCAAGUACGUCGAGGGGGUUCACGAUUAA
Aspergillus affinis is the source of this 726-nucleotide messenger RNA. RefSeq lists its product as uncharacterized. The record is from RefSeq and is a predicted model, not a curated record. The coding region runs from base 1 to 726 and encodes 241 amino acids. NCBI's taxonomy places the organism in Eukaryota, Fungi, Ascomycota, Eurotiomycetes, Eurotiales, Aspergillaceae. The transcript has 4 exons.